GCAGGGGCGGCCCCGAUCCAUGGUCAUGGGCGACAAGAAGAGCCCGACCAGGCCGAAAAGGCAAGCCAAACCUGCAGCCGACGAAGGCUUUUGGGAUUGUAGCGUGUGCACCUUCAGGAACAGCGCCGAAGCCUUCAAAUGCAGCAUCUGCGAUGUCAGGAAAGGCACCUCCACAAGAAAACCUAGAAUAAACUCUCAGUUGGUGGCACAACAAGUUGCCCAGCAAUAUGCAACACCACCACCGCCGAAGAAGGAGAAGAAGGAGAAAGUGGAAAAACAAGACAAAGAAAAACCUGACAAAGAGAAGGAAAUUAGCCCAAGUGUUACAAAGAAGAACACUAACAAGAAGACUAAACCAAAGUCAGAUAUUGUGAAAGAUCCUCCUAGUGAAGCCAACAGUAUACAGUCUGGGAAUACUACAACAAAGACCAGCGACUCAAAUCACACUUCAAGACCUAGACUGAAAAAUGUGGACAGAAGUACCGCGCAGCAGCUGGCAGUCACAGUGGGAAAUGUCACAGUAAUUAUCACAGACUUUAAAGAAAAGACUCGCUCCUCUUCCACGUCGUCUUCUACAGUGACCUCCAGUGCAGGAUCAGAACAACAGAAUCAGAGCAGCUCGGGCUCUGAGAGCACAGACAAGGGCUCGUCCCGUUCCUCCACGCCAAAGGGGGACAUGUCGGCAGUCAACGACGAAUCUUUCUGAAAAUUGCACAUGGAGUUGUGGAAACUAUGAAUCAGGGUAUGAAAUUCAAACACUCCACCUGCCCAUGCUGUUCAAAUCCUGGAGAGCCUCUUCUGUGCUUGAACACACGCUUUCUCGGACAUCGACCUCUUACUGAUGCAACCAGGAUAAUUUCUGCUUGCCGUGGGCAUCUGGCCA
Gavia stellata (red-throated loon) is the source of this 883-nucleotide messenger RNA. RefSeq names its product RING1 and YY1 binding protein (gene RYBP). The transcript has 5 exons. Bases 20 to 706 code for a protein of 228 amino acids. The record is from RefSeq and is a predicted model, not a curated record. Gene Ontology annotation, molecular function: transcription coregulator activity; DNA binding. Lineage: Eukaryota; Metazoa; Chordata; Aves; Gaviiformes; Gaviidae. Gene Ontology annotation, cellular component: nucleus. Gene Ontology annotation, biological process: positive regulation of DNA-templated transcription.